UUAAUUUACCUGUUUAUAUCUCGACAAUGCUAAUGCUUUGGUUUGAAGACUUGAGGUGAACCUGGAAAUGUUUCCAAAUGGUUUUUGGGUAAAAUAUUCAGGAACAACUUUAACUUGUCUUAAUCGGUCAUAGACUGGAUAAGCAACUAAUAAUCAACCUGUGAAGGUCAGAAAUCUUUGAUCAUCAUCGCCAUCACCAGUUUCUCAAAAGGUUUAAUAUCUUCCUUUUUGUUGAAUUUGUUUCUUGUCUUUCCAAUGAAUUGCCCUGAAAAAGGCUCUAUUUUUGUUGCCUCUUAAGUUUAUUAUCUUCAAUCCAUCAAAUCAUUUCAAUUGUCUUUCCUUCAUCAUCCAAUUAUCUCAAUCACUUGUCUUAAUUCUAAUCAUUUGCCUUAUCAUCCUCUUUCUGUCUUCAAGAUGAUCCAGGAAUAUCUUUGUUUUUGUUUUCUGGUGUAAACUUGAAAAUAUUUGUUGAUAACCAACACCAAUAACAUAAGCAACUUCACCAACAAGCAAACUCUUUUUCUUAAUAUUUUUGUCAAUGUUAUUGCGCUGUUAAAAUAGUGUUUAUUAAUGAUAACUCUGGUCACAAUUAAAACUCUAACUGUGCAAACUGUUUACUUACCAGUUUGAAAUUGAUUUACAUUGAAUAAUCCCAUUCGAGUGGUUCGCAGCAACGGUUUCUUGGUGAGAUUUGACUACAAAGUGCAACCUUUAGGAUUACAUUGCAAUUAUCACAUUCACCUUGUAUUUUAUCAGUGCCAUAAUGAAGUUGACAGUUUCCUCAGGAAUUUACUCAUUUAACAAUUUGUGCAUUAUUUUAUUAAUCAUUGCAUUAACACCAAACUGUGAAUCAGUUGCAGCACCUGAUCCAAGCAAAGAAAGUCUGGAUAUUCUGAGGAAUUUACAGUCAACAAUGAGAUCAAUGGAAGCGCGAUUAAAUAAUUUGGAUUCCAAGUUGGCUCAAGUGAAUUUGGUUGAUCAUGCAUUUAGAAUGAAUAAUGUUCAAAGUAAGGUGGAAGAAACAAGUUCAUCAAUCGUCUUGAUUGGGGGUAAAGUUGAAAGAAUUGAAAGUAUUCUCAAUAAAUUGCAGUUGACUGACCAAGAGAAGAAGAAAUGGUGUAACACUGAUUAUGGUCAGAGUCUGUUUAGUUUACAUAAAGGUGAAUCGGAAUCAGUGCGUCGUCAAAUGUCUUCAAUGUUGACAGAAAUUUCCGAACUCAUUCGAAGUGGAAUGGGAAAAUUACUCAUUAGGAUGGAUUCACUGUUAACAGAGACAAGCAAAUCAUCAUCAACAUCAUCGUCUGCAUCUUCAUCCGGAGGAAAUUAUAAGCCAAGUGAUUCUUCAACUUCCUUUAAAUUACCAUCAUCAACCUUACCAAGUACAACAACCAACUCUAGAUCUGGUUAUGAAUUGGCAGGUAAUAGUGGUGUCAAUAGUGGUAGCAACAGUGGAGAUGGUAAUAUUGGUGCUUCAGGUGAUUACCAACAGGUCACUUUGAUACAACAACUCAAUAAAAAGUUGGAUACAUUAGUUGGACGAUGUUUAUCAUCCGACCGUGGCUCUGACAAUAGCGGUGAGAUGGUGACCACAUUGGCACAAAUUCGUAGCCUAUCACAGGAUACGUUGAAUACAAUGGUUAAAAAGGUUGAAUUGGCUGAGAAUCAAUUGUUAACAAGUGUUUUAAAUUCAUUGCAAAUACCUGGAAAAUUAUCACAAAUUAAAGAUGCAUUUGAGGAAAAUGUAAACAAAUUGAGAUCACAGGUUGAUGGACUUUCGGCAAAUGCACCCAUUUUAAGGAUAUUGAGGCACAUUAAAACACAGUUACCCGAUGUUUCAAGGGUAACAUGUAUGGAUGAGCAAACAUCAGAGUUACUUGAGAAAGCGACCAUUCAGGUUAACACCAUGAUCAAUGAUUAUACUAAACAGAUUAACUCCAUUGAUCACAGUUUAACCAAUAUUAACACUAUUGUCACCCGACUCAAUAGUCUGGUAGAUAAAUACAAGAAUAAUUAUGUACAACAAAAUACAAGCUCUGCAAGUUUACGAACAUCGAUUAGUUCAUGGGAGUAAUUAUAUCAAAAUUCAUCAUUAAACAAAAAAGAUAAAAUAAAAAAAUAAGUUAUCUAUCGAUAAACUUCAUUUCAUUUCUGAAAUAUUUGCAGACAAAAUCGAUUGCUUUGUAUUUUCGAGUUAUCAUUUAGUUGAUACAAGAAACAAAUUCAGUUUGAAUUAUAGUAUGCUUUUUAUUCUUAGUUAAUAGUUUUUUAAUUAUUAAAAAGGAUCCAUUGCAAGACAUUAAUAUUUAAUAACUAUUCUGUUUCGUCUAUCAUUUAUCAUUCGAGUUGGAACUCAAUAAAAACUGGACUUCCAACUCGUGUACUCGAAAAAUUUCAAUGAUUUUUUCAUUCCAUUAAACUUUUGUGAAGACUUACAUCCACGAGCAACAAUUUUUUAUACCAAAUGAAAAUCUAAUGAAUCCAGACUCGAAUUAAUGAUUCCAUCAACAAGUGUUACAUUUGUAUUGACCUGAAAUUACAAUUUCUUCCCUUUUAUCUUGUUAUUAAUCUGACUGUGUUGUCGGUCUAUUGCAAUAUAUUAAUAACACUUAUACUGGAACUCGAUUGUAUUUCAAUUUUCGAGCGAUAUUUUCCUGAUAUUAGGAUGGCGUUUGUCAAAGUAUUAAACGGCUGGAUGCGUAACAAUGAACUAACAGAUUAUCCACAAAUACCAAUCUAUUCAACUGCAUCGAAACUAGGAUCGAGUAUUUCAUCGAAAAGUGAAUUUAGGGGAAAAUGUGUAGCAAUACUUGUGAUCAUUUUGUUGAAUUUCAAAUAUCUCUUCAGAUCACUCGAUGUUUCACUGGAUUCAGGUUUCGAUGUUGAGUUUAAAAUAUUUAUCGAUUGUCUAUGUGAGCUCGGUAUGCAUUUUUUGUUAUAUUUCAAGUUCAAUCUCAACUUUUUGAGACAAAUUGAAAAUCUUUGGAAAGAGUUACAAAUCGAUUCUGAUUAUGCAGCCAAAAAAUAUUUCUGGAACCAUAAAGUUAUCUAUUAUAUAUUGUCGGCAAAUUUUAGUGUAUCUCUAUUGAUCUAUGAUAUUGCUAACAUGUUUCGUAUUUGGCCUUAUUCAGACGCUGGUCAAUCUACGACCAUCAGUAUAUACAGAAAAAAUCCAAUUCAUUACUGGACUAUUAUAGUGCGCAUAAUAAUCAUUCAUCCUUACAAUUUGCUUCAAACUUUUAUCUUAUUCGAUUUAUUAGUUUUAGCUCAAACGGCACUUCAACACGUCAACAUGGAGUCUCAUCGACUUUACAGAGCAUCCAAUAUUGAUAUAAAGACAUUGAAUAUAAAAGCUAUGCGAAAUCUUCGACUCAAGUUCUUUUCAACUCAACGUCUGGUCAAUAAAAUGAAUGAGUUUUUCAGUCCUUUCUUGUUUCCUUAUUGUGUUAUUUUUAUGAAUCGUUUCAUUAAUUUGCUUUACUUUGGACUAUUCGUUCAACAAAGUCUGGGUACGAAAAUAUAUCGAACUGUUGGCUGUGUUGGAAUGCUUUCACUUCUCAUUUUAGUGGUUCAUGCAGCCGUCAAAGUAUAUACGAAAUCACAAGAAGUAAUGGUAACUGUGUAUAAAUUAUCACUCAAAACAGACUAUUUAAGGGUAAUGAAUGAGAUUUCAUUGUUUCUCAAUUGCGGUGGAAUUGGAUUCUCAUUCGGUGGCAUCUUCAUGAUAAACACUUCUACCGUAUUUACAUUUUUUAGUAUCUUAGCUACUAUUAUUGUAUCUAUCCCAUCAUUCACGAGGUAAUAUCACAUCAUUUAAAACACCAACUGGCACCGGGUGAACCGAAUCAGUCGAGUUUCUAAGCAUCAACUUACAGCCCACAAUUCAUCCGUAUUCAAUAAAACCGUGAACAAUGAAAAUAAAAAAUAAUUCUAAUGUAAAUUUCAA
Messenger RNA from Tetranychus urticae (two-spotted spider mite), 3943 nucleotides. The record is from RefSeq and is a predicted model, not a curated record. NCBI's taxonomy places the organism in Eukaryota, Metazoa, Arthropoda, Arachnida, Trombidiformes, Tetranychidae.